Messenger RNA from Capsaspora owczarzaki ATCC 30864, 1313 nucleotides. RefSeq lists its product as hypothetical. The coding region runs from base 86 to 928 and encodes 280 amino acids. Gene Ontology annotation, molecular function: protein binding. The record is from RefSeq and is a predicted model, not a curated record. The transcript has a single exon. Lineage: Eukaryota; Filasterea; Ministeriida; Capsasporidae.
AGGUUUUUUCCCCCCUUCCUUUCAACAAACACUCACAGUCCACCCCAUUGAACCUUUGAACCUUUUCCCAUUCAUUCUGGCAGCGAUGGACGUUGCCAGUGACCGAAUGUCACUGCUCGACGCCAUUUUCGAUGAUAAUCCGGCGACGCUUUCCGCGCUGCUUCAGCAAGGCGAAAGUGCGACUUUGACAGCUUCUGAGCGAGAAUCAGAGGCUGAGAAUUACGGCGCGUCGCUGCUCAUCAAGAGCAUCCAGUACGGCCGAGCGCACGCGGCCCAGCUGCUGCUGUCAAGACUGCCGUUACUGGCCCGCGAGCCCGACUUGCGUGGCUGGCAGCCGCUGCAUUGGUGCGCGGCAGUGGGCGACGAGGCGACCGCGCGGCUGCUGCUCAAGCGACACCGCGUGCCGCUGGACUCCCGCGACGAGGUUGGCCGCACGCCGCUCCAUCUUGCAGCCAAGGAAGGUCGGGCGACGCUGGCUUUGCUGCUGCUGACUGCGGCGCGCGAGGCACAGCAGCCGCCGGAAGACCUGAUACUGGCCACUGAUGACAGGUCGCUGUCCCCGAUUGAGACGGCGCGAGCGCACGGCCACGUCGUACUGGCGGACGCGCUGCAGGACAUUGUCGGGCGGCCUCUCAUGAACGAGAUUCAAGAUAUGGCAGACGCAGCGCCGAGUCAGGAGGUGCAGAGCUGUUGCGCCAGCUCGGCGCCAACUCCGACGCCCAUGCCCGUUGCGCCCAUAGUGCCCAUAGUGCCCAUAGUGACCCAAGACGAAGUCGGAGAAUGCGCAGCCAAUGCCACGUCUAUUGAAUCCACCAAUUCAACGGUAGAAGCGAAAGGUGGCUGUUGCGGCUCCAAUAAGACCAGGAUCCACAUCGCUUCACACAAAAUCAUGCUGCACCGACACCUGUGGAUGCUCACGGUUUUGUGAGCAACCGGCUGACGAGUUUACUCGCUUGCUCGGCCUUUGUUCGCUGUUUGACAAGAGCUGCACAUGCGAGCAAGCCGGUUUUGUUUGUUGAACGAUUGCAACUUGAUUCGCGCCGGCCAAGACCAACUUUCACUCGGACACGAUGGAGACAGGAGAGCUACCAUUCUUUGAAUUCCCAUGUGUGAUUGGACGGGCACGGCGAACAAGCGUUGACGAGCAUCAAAUGACCGCUGGGGGUUGAAUGUGACCUGCAAUGCAAAUCGGAGCAGCGUAAACUGGAUUCUGUUCCACUGUACUAUCACUUUUUCCACUUGUACAAAUAUCAUAUACUUUUCCUACUGCUUGCAUGCACUGCUUGUGAACUGAUGUUGAAGCAAAUUCUGUC